AUGUCACAGAGGCAUUUUCCUACAGAAACCAAAGAGGAGCAAUAUCUCAAGAUGACUGAAGCCAACAUUCCCUCAGAAGAGGAAUUGUCACCAUUUCUCACCUUCUUACUUUUAACAGUUAUCGGUACUGAGUGCCUCAUUGGUAUCAUUGCAAAUGGGUUCAUCACAGCUAUAAAUGCAGCUGAAUGGGUUCAGAAUAAGGCAGUUUCCACGAGUGGUAGGAUCCUGUUUUUCCUGACUGUAUCUAGAAUAGCUCUCCAAAGCUUCAUGACGGUUGAAAUUACCCUCACUUCAGUCUCCCUAAGUUUUUAUUAUGAAGAUGCUGUAUGUGAUGGAUUCAAAGUAAGUUUCAUGUUCUUAAAUUUCUGUAGCCUGUGGUUCGCUGCCUGGCUCAGUUUCUUCUACUUUGUGAAGACAGCUAAUUUCUCCUAUGCCCUUUUCCUCAAGCUGAAGUGGAGAAUUUCUGGACUGAUGCCCUGGUUUCUGUGGCUAUCAAUGUUUAUUUCCUUCAGCUACAGCAUGCUCUUCUGCAAAAAUAUCUACACUGUGCAUUAGAAUAAUUCUUUUCCUAUCCCCUCCCCCAAUUCCACCAAGAAAAAAUACUUCUCUGAGACCAAUUUGGUCAACCCGGCUUAUUCGUACAACCUGGGGAUGUUACUUCCUCUGAUCAUGUUCAUCCUGGCAGCCAUCCUGCUGAUCAUUUCUCUCAAGAGACACACCAUACAGAUGGGCAAUAAUGCCAGAGGCUCCAGGGACCCCAGCAUGGAAGCUCACAUGGCCAUCAGAGCCACCAGCCUCUUCUUCAUUCUCUAUAUUUUCAAUGCAGUUGCUCUGUUUCUCUAUAUAUCCAACAUCCUUGACACUUACAGUUUCUGGCAUAUUUUAUGCAAAAUCAUCAUAACUGCCUACCCUGCUGGCCACUCAGUUCUGCUGAUUCAGAACUACCCUGGGCUGAGAAGAGUCUGGAAAUAGCUUCAGGCUCAAACUCAUGGUUAA
Messenger RNA from Otolemur garnettii (small-eared galago), 996 nucleotides. RefSeq names its product taste 2 receptor member 39 (gene TAS2R39). The record is from RefSeq and is a predicted model, not a curated record. Gene Ontology annotation, cellular component: membrane. Gene Ontology annotation, molecular function: bitter taste receptor activity; G protein-coupled receptor activity. NCBI's taxonomy places the organism in Eukaryota, Metazoa, Chordata, Mammalia, Primates, Galagidae. Gene Ontology annotation, biological process: sensory perception of taste; G protein-coupled receptor signaling pathway; detection of chemical stimulus involved in sensory perception of bitter taste.